AUGGCCAUCACCAAUGGAACCGCUAACGGGGUUCACAACGGCCUACCAAAAGGGCACCAAGUGACCUUUUCACCUGAGAACAUACCUUCCUCCGAAUUCCAAGAUCGAAUAGAAAGAGUCCGCAAUGGCAUACGAGCAGCUGGUCUCGUGGGAUUGAUAUCCUUUGGCGACUGCUGGCGUGGCGCAAAUGUGUGUUAUUUCACCGAGUUCCGACCUCUUGAUGGUGUUUCGGAUAUAGCAAACGCCAUAUUCUUCGUCGGAGCAGAUACGGAGCCUGCUUUAUUUGUGUCAAAGCAAUGUCUCCACUACGCUUCAGAGGUCACUACGUUCGACGUGUUCACUUUCGAUGAGAUGCGGGCCAAGCUGCAAGCUUUCUCGAGAGCUCGGACGGGCACCGUGGCCCUUGCCGGUGAAGCUUACAUACCAGAAGACCUUCAUCGGCGGAUAAGGGAUGCUCUUGGGAACUUGACGCUGGAGCCUCAUCCAGUCCUGGCGGAGAUCAAGGCCAUCAAGAGCGAGCGAGAGAUUGCGCUGAUCCGGAAGGCGUCAUACCUGACAGACCAAGCAAUGGAAGCAAUCAGGGAGACGCUUGCGGACGGGCAGCCUCAUACUGAACGCGAGUUGGCCUUGUUGGCAGACCAGAGAAUGCUGGCCGGCGGCGCCGAACGGACGGCGUAUGAUUCAAUGGUCCAGGCUGGUCCUCGGUCUGCCUUCAACCUGGCGAGGCCAACGGAUCGGAUUGUGCAGCCAGGUGACUUGGUUAUGACUGAUAUUGGAGCUCGAUAUCGAGGCUAUUGUGCCGACGGCGGUCGUGGAUUCAUAUACAAGACGGAAAAAGCGGACCCGCAGAAGAAACAAAUCGUCAAAGCGGCUGCUGAGGCUGUCGAGGCGGGUCUCAAUCAUGGAGGACCGGGUAUGACAGCUUCUGACCUGAAUGCUUUCAUGCAACAAGCUUUGGUCAAAUCGGGGUAUGAGCAGUUUUCCAGUGAGGCCCGAGGCCAUGGAACCGGGCAUGGGACGGGAAUGGAUCCAGAGGAGGAGGCUCCGUGGAUUGGUCCUGGAAACAAGACGGUUUUGAAGGAGAACAUGGUCUUCACAUUGAAGGCCACCAUCACGGUUCCUGGAGUUGGUGGAUUACGGACCGAAAGGAUUGUGAGGGUGACAUCGACGGGGAUUGAAGCACUAGACGUCUACCCCAUGGAGCUGUAUUGUGUCUUUUCUCCCGAUCGACGCACAUUCGAGGAGCAUGGAUCACGAAAUCUGCUCGUUCACCUCCCUCCCGGUCCUUCCACUAGGACAAACGACUCCCCUUCGAUCGACGCCCUAGCUCAGCUGCAAAACAGCUUCCCACCGUCGACUUCGCUCGUUUCGAUAAAUUACAGGCUGGGGAAUAGCGGCGACCCAGCACUUUCAACGAAAGAGUCGGUAUGCUUUCCAGUGCCCGUCCACGACGUCUCAAUGGCAUUCGACUACCUCACUUCUCCAACAUCUCCGUUCAAUAUUGGGUUUGAGGAGGCCCCGAAGAUAUGUCUCUUGGGAAGCAAUAUAGGAGGGGCACUUGCGACCAUGCUAGCCCUAACGGAGCCCAACGAGAUCCAUGCGCUUGCCGUGGUUGCACCAAUAGUAGACUGGGCGGGCUUAGAUGAUGUUGUUGAACAGCUACAUGUUGUCGACUCAUCCGAUCCUUCACAGAAGAGGCAGAAACAGAGGGUCACGAAUCGCUAUGGCGUCAAGAACCAGUCAGUCAUAACGGCGGCGGAGGAGUUGAUCAGGUUACGAUCAAGACUGUUCAAGAUACCGUCCGCUUACUUCGACCCAUUUGCAAGUCCGAUGCUGUUCCUCCGCGCUCCAGGGAAAGACACGCCCCUGGCAACCACGGUCGCAGGCCAGUCAAUUGACGACACAGCUAUUGACCAGCUCGACAGCUACGAGGACUAUGACUCCGUUAGUCAUGUCGACCAAGACUCGCGACAAUGGCGCUAUUCAACACAGAUGAGCCCCUCAGGCUCGCCACACGAUACGGGCGGAUCUUCGAGUGAUGGAAAUAGCACCGAAUUGAACCCAUCAAGACCUCCGACGCAACCCCGCCGCCGAAAAGUCCUCCGGCGCUGGCCCGCCGUCGGCCUCCCAGAGUCCGUCACACUGCCUUAUGUGAAGAUCUUGGUGGAAUCUCCACCCGAUCAAGCUGACGCUUUCCUACCCAGCAGCUCGGACCUCCAGGCGCAAGAUAUCGUCAGGGGCCACGCAGCGCUGAUGCGGGCCCAGGGACUGGAGAUGGCCGAAUUGAUGCGGCGUGCUUGUUUCCUGGGGCGGGAAAAGAGCUUUGCGGAGGAGCGUGUUCAGGUUCAUCAACAGCAAGGAGAAGAACAGGAUGACCAACAGAGUGAAGACGUCGAACGACGCCGGGCCAGGAAGGACAGUGCAGGACCGCAAGGGGAAACGAUGCAGAAGAGGGCAAGAAUGCAAAUAAGUGCCAUUGAAUGGGUUGCGGGAAUGUUUGCCAGGGACUGA
Fonsecaea multimorphosa CBS 102226 is the source of this 2511-nucleotide messenger RNA. RefSeq lists its product as uncharacterized. Bases 1 to 2511 code for a protein of 836 amino acids. The transcript has 2 exons. The record is from RefSeq and is a predicted model, not a curated record. NCBI's taxonomy places the organism in Eukaryota, Fungi, Ascomycota, Eurotiomycetes, Chaetothyriales, Herpotrichiellaceae.